AUGUGGAUAUUUUCUAUCCUUUGUGCUGUUUUAAUUAUUUUGGCUAUGGCUGAUGUGGAUGCAGUAGCAAAGACCACACCAUACACCAGAUUUACGAAGAAAUCUGAGGCAAAAGAGAUGAUGAAGGGCCUAAAGCCAUCCAAUGGCUUCCCUCUGGAUGAAGAAAAAGCUCUCCUUACAGAAAUGGCUGCCAUGGUGGAGCCCACCACCGGCUCCCCUCCCUCGUCUAUGGCUGAGCCUACCACUGGUCCCUCUACCUCGGCCACUGCCAAUCUCUUUUCUUUUGAAAGCUUCUCUGUGGACACAGCUGAUUUCUUCUUGAAUUGCUGCCAUUGUUGUUCAUUUGUCCCUGGGCAGAAAGGAGAACCUGGAAAGAUGGGAAAACAAGGUUCUAAAGGAGAUCCUGGUGACAUUGGCAACCCAGGGCUCCCAGGAACCACUGGACCCCAAGGCCCCAAAGGCCAGAAAGGAGAGAAAGGACUAAAGGGAGAACGCGGGGACCAAGGAGUGGCUGGCAUUCCCGGAUACCCAGGAAAGCCAGGAGAACAAGGGGGACUCGGUCCCAAGGGAGAUAAAGGAAACAUUGGCCUGUCAGGAACGAAAGGACAAAAAGGCUCCAAGGGGGACCUGUGUGGGAAUGGCACCAAAGGAGAGAAAGGGGACCCUGGGGCUUCUGGUGCGCAUGGCUUCCUUGGAGAGCCUGGGGCCAAGGGCGAGAAGGGGGCUGUCGGGGAGAAAGGCUACCGUGGAGAUUCUGGGGAAAAGGGAGAAAAGGGUCAGAAAGGCGAGGCCGGGGUAGGAGAGAAAGGUAGCAGAGGAGAUGUCGGGGCUGAAGGCAAAAUGGGCUCAGAUGGUCCACCGGGACCCCCGGGCAAUCCCGGCCUGAAAGGAGAAAAAGGAGAGAUUGGCCCAGCUGGUUUCAUCGGACCUGCUGGGCCAAAGGGUGAGCUUGGGAGCAAAGGCAUUCGAGGGCCUACGGGGAAAAAAGGCUCCCGGGGUGUCAAGGGUUCCAAAGGCGAAGCCACUCAAGUCCCACAGUCGGCUUUCAGUGCCCUUUUGUCCAAGCCUUUCCCUCCGCCCAAUAUUCCCAUCAAAUUUGACAAGAUUCUCUCCAAUGACCAAGGGGAUUACAGCCCUAUCACUGGGAAAUUUAACUGCAGCGUUCCCGGGACCUAUAUUUUUUCUUAUCAUGUCACUGUGCGGGGGCGGCCUGCUCGCAUCAGCCUCGUGGCACGUAACCGGAAGCAGUUCAAAUCCAGAGAGACGCUCUAUGGUCAGCACGUAGACCAGGCCUCCCUCCUCCUCAUUCUGAAACUGAGUGCAGGGGACCAAGUGUGGCUGGAAGUGUCAAAGGACUGGAACGGACUGUAUGUUGGCCCCGAGGAUGACAGCAUUUUUAGCGGGUUCCUUCUGUACCCAGAAGGAACUCUUAGAAAGUUACCGUAA
Molecule: messenger RNA, 1446 nt
Organism: Psammomys obesus (fat sand rat)
Lineage: Eukaryota; Metazoa; Chordata; Mammalia; Rodentia; Muridae
Gene: Otol1
Product: otolin 1
Exons: 4
Coding region: 1-1446 (481 amino acids)
Molecular function (GO): protein binding
Source: RefSeq, a predicted model, not a curated record